This is a messenger RNA of Colletotrichum lupini, 978 nucleotides long. RefSeq lists its product as uncharacterized. Gene Ontology annotation, molecular function: hydrolase activity. The record is from RefSeq and is a predicted model, not a curated record. Bases 1 to 978 code for a protein of 325 amino acids. Lineage: Eukaryota; Fungi; Ascomycota; Sordariomycetes; Glomerellales; Glomerellaceae. The transcript has a single exon.
AUGCUAUUGCUACAAAUCGCCAUCAAACCCCUCCGGCCUAGGCUGGCGUCCCCAUCUAAGCUGCCGCCCAACGCGGAGCGUCUGACGCCACCCAAGAACCCACGGAAAUGCCAUAUAGAAGAGAGAGAAUUGGAGGGACUAUGGCUGUAUGACAUCACUCAAAAAUUGAAUAGCAGGAGUGACAAAGAACAGAGUCCGCGGCGUCAGCGACGAAUUUUGUACUUUGCCGGGGGAGGGUGGCAGAUGCCACCGAGCAAGAAUCAUUGGACUUUCUGCAUGGAACUUGUCCGACGGCUCGACAACACAACAGUUACGAUCAUCUCUGCACCUCUCGCAUCGAAACACCCUGUCUCAGUUGCAUUCCCUUGCAUUCAAAGAGCGUACAGUUCCCUUCUAAGCGAAUCACAUGACGCCGGCGAAAGUGUGAUUGUUGCCGGUGAUAGUUCAGGUGGUAACAUUGCACUAAGUCUCGUGGCUUGGACUUUGAAGCACCCAAAUGAGGAGGUUUCGAACCCACCUAUUGCUGUCAUGGCCAUCAGCCCUACGGUAGACCUUUGUCAUGAACUCCCAGAGAUCAGAGUGGUGGAGAAAUCCGAUUCACUCCACACUUUCGAAUCCAUCAAAGCCACUGCUGAGGCAUGGUGCCCCAAAGAGUCGAGCAAAACUUUGCAACGAAAUCAAGGGGGCAAUCAUGUCUGCUACGACUGGUCAUUGAAUGAUCCAAGAGUAUCUCCCAUACACGCCGAUCUUGGGGUCUUUCUACAACACAACGUCCGCAUAUAUGGAGUAUCUGGGUCAUAUGACGUGCUAGCACCCGAGGCUAUUGCUUUCCGGAAUAAGUGCAAGGAGCAUGGGGUCUCUGGAGAAUGGCUAUCAUGGGAAAGACAGAUGCAUUGUUUUCCUCUCAUGUUUAAAUAUGGGCUCAAAGAGGGUAAGGAAGGCAUGGACUGGAUGAUUCAUGUUCUCGACAAGCACUGA